AUGCGGGACGAUGUAAAUUAUGUUGCGGAUCAGAUCCAGUUUUGGAACAAUUGGUGUCCGGUAAAGGUUAAUUUCUUAUCAUGGAGGUUGUACUGUAACCGGUUACCGACGAAGGCAGCUUUGUCAAGGCGAAACAUUCAUCUUCCUUCUACGACGUGUGUGUUGUUUGGUGACUAUGAAGAGACUACCGAUCACUUGUUUGCCUCCUGUAGGUUAGUUCAGCAAGUAUGGGAUGAAAUUUCUCGGUGGUGCCGUAAUCCUACCCCAUUCUUAUUUAGUGCGAAAGAUGUGUUGGAGCUACAUCUGCAUUGUCGCGGUUUAGCAAAGUGGAAGAGAGCCUUGUAUUCGGUUGUGCAGACUUGUAUCUGGUGCAUAUGGCAAGCCCGUAAUGAGGCGACCUUUGACUAUAAAAGGAUGUCUGUGGAAAGAGUUGUAGAGGAAGUCAAAGUUUUGGGUUAUCUGUGGCUAAAACAUCGAUACGAAGGCAAGCAUGCUUACAUGGAAUCACUAGCAAAUGUUUGA
This is a messenger RNA of Helianthus annuus (common sunflower), 522 nucleotides long. RefSeq lists its product as uncharacterized. NCBI's taxonomy places the organism in Eukaryota, Viridiplantae, Streptophyta, Magnoliopsida, Asterales, Asteraceae. The record is from RefSeq and is a predicted model, not a curated record. Bases 1 to 522 code for a protein of 173 amino acids. The transcript has a single exon.